AUGAUUGCGGAAAUCGAAAGUACCAUUGGUCCCAUUCAAGUAGCCGUGUACAAUUUGGGAGCUCAAAUUGGACACAAGAGUCUUGUGGAAACCUCGCACAAAACUUUCGAAUUGGGAUGGCGAUUGGGGACCUUUGGCUUGUUUCGAUUGUCCAAGUGUCUUUUGCCUCGCAUGGUACAACGCCACAAUGGAACCUUGUUGGUGACCAGUGCCACGGCGGCCAUUCGAGGCAAUCCGGGACAACACUCGCAUGCUGCCGCCAUGGGAGGGAGACGUCUUUUGUGUCAAUCACUGCAUGCCGAAUACGCUCAUCAAGGAAUUCAUGUGGUUCACAUUGUGGUGGAUGGACCCGUCCUUGCACCCGAUACAUUGGGGAAAAUGCUAGGUCCACAGAAAUUUGCCUCCCUCCAGUCCAGUCGUCUCUUGAUUGCUCCCAAGGCAGUUGCAGAGACCUAUUGGCAUCUAGCACACCAACCUCCUUCGGCGAGAACGUUCGAGCUGGAUCUACGAAGCCAACAGGAUGUGCCUUGGUGGAAUUCAAUAUCAGCAAUCAGUAAACUGUGA
Messenger RNA from Seminavis robusta, 564 nucleotides. The record is from the annotation of a GenBank genome assembly. NCBI's taxonomy places the organism in Eukaryota, Bacillariophyta, Bacillariophyceae, Naviculales, Naviculaceae.